GGCCAUUUUACGUGACGACUGUUGUGACAAACCAGAAGUGUCAACCGCUGGCUGCAGAGUUAAUUUUGAACCACAGCUGAUGUUCAAACCCCGAAGACCCGAAAAAGAACAAAAUUAACCGAGACCCGACAACUUAACGCCUGUCUUCAACACCCGCCAAAGGAUCUGAAAAUAACCACAAUGCGAGAAACAACGACUAAUUUUGACUGUUUUCCUCCACCAAGCUAAGCUAGGUUAGCCCGGAGCUAGCGCAGGCAGCCAGUCUUCAGCUCUCACUGGGGAACAUGUUCUGAAUCCGGAUCCAGCUUUCUCUCUCUCUCAGCACGCUGGGUGCCGUGUUCAGACUCACCGCCGCACUUCGUAAAGUCAGGAUGUGGCUGCAGCAGAGGCUGAAGGGGCUCCCCGGGCUGUUGUCGAGCAGCUGGGCGCGGAGGCUCCUGAUCGGGCUGCUCAUCUUCCUCAUCUUUUACUGGUACUUGGGGGCCGAGCACAGGUGGAGGUUCUUCAGCGGGACGGCCAUGCCCGGCGGGGCGGCCGGACAGUGCCUGCUGGCUGAGAUUCACAGGUGGAGCUCUCUGGUGGAGCGUGGAGAAGGGGUCUACAGCACACCUCAGGAACAGCUUGACACGCCUUUCGUGUCAGGUAAUGGCCACAUCCUGAUAGACAUCGACUCCAACAGACUGUGGGUGUCUUCGUCCUCACAGCCCGGCUCUGCCCCGGUGCAUCAGACAGAGUUCUCCCCGAGAGUGGGGGUCCACCUGGAGGGGAAGCGGGCGGAGGCUCAGGCCACCAUGCUGUGGUUCAGGAAGGGGGCUGUGCUGUCGGUCCGCUGUGCCUCCCCAGUCGGCCUACAGUCCUCCAGGGAUUGUGUGACCAUCAGAGAGGAGUUCAUCGCACACAGGAGCAGACCUAAUGUGUACCUGCAGAGGAUCCACAUAAACAACCCCUCUGACAGGCCUGCCCCCCUGGACAUCUCCUCUGAGAGUCCCUCUUAUGGGAGCAAGUUCUCCUCCAGCGUGGAGAAACUGGACGACAAAGACAUCAUCCUCUCCUCCGGCAGAGUUCCUGUGGAGAACAACCGCAUGGUGCUGGUGGUGGUGGUCUCUAAGAAACUGAACAGCAGGAUCCAGGUCCCUGCUAAAUCUGAGUACACGGACAACAUCAUGUCAGUGGUGUGGACCUCAGACCCCAUAGAUCCCUCUAAGCUGGAGGAGACCUUCAGCAUGCUCAGAGAGGGGGCCAAGAAGGAGCUGGGGGAGUUGCUGAGGGCCAAUGUGGAGGAGCUGGUCCAGGACCACCAGCAGGCCUGGAUAGACCUCUUCAUCUCAGGUGAGCCGAGGCUGCAGCAGUGGCUGGUUCUGGUCUUUAGAUAGACAAACAGGUAGCUAGAGGACUAUAUACCAUAGAUCAGUGGUUCUCAACUGGUCUCACUCUGGGACCCACAUUCUCCCAUGGUCCUUAAGUUGCAACCCACUUUUAUAAAAAUCAAACCAAGCAAAUUUAUUUUUUAUUUAAAAAAAAAAAAACCUUAAAGACUCAAAUCUUUAACAUUAAUACUCCGUUUUUAUUGAGUACAGUGAAUUUCAGAGCACACAAACUGACGACGACAACUACUUAAGUUGCAUGUACAGAAAAUAUCAAAUUGCACAAAAUGGAGACCAAAAAAAAAACAAGGUCAUUUUGCUGCAUUUAGGCCAAAUUAAUAAUAAACCAAGGAGGACCACAACACAACAUGUGCCUUUCAAAAUAAGCUAAAAUAAAACAUGUCAAACAUCAGAUGCGCAUUAAAUAUUUACUUUUUUGACCAGCUGUUCGCAACCCAUCCCGAAUGUGGCCGUGACCCACUUUUGGGUCGGGACCCACCAGUUGAGCACCACUGCCAUAGAUCUAAUAUAUUGACCCAAACUAGGAAACAAUGGUGUCAGAAAUUAUCACAGCAAAUACAGGAUCUGAUAGGACGCAUGUGAUAGGGGUGGGGAUCACAAACAGUUUUACAGUACGUGACCCUUAGCACUGAUAUCAUUACCACCAUGCACUAAUCAAUGAACUGCAGGACUUUGAUAAUAGACCCCAAAACCUGAUACACUGAUGAAGACAAAAUACCUCCACCAUGAGGAGUCACAAAGUGUGUCUUUGAUGCAAUGAGUCAACCUGGAGGAGCAGCAUGUGUCUGCAGACCUGGAGGCUGCAUAUUCAGGACUGCAUUUCUUGGAUCUUUGGACCUUUUGUUGUUUGAGACAGCAGCAUUUAGAGCACUGGAUCCCCGAGGCGUGUAUUUUUAGAGUGUGAUGUAAUCAGUUUUAGUUAACCCAGCAGCCCUUCCCCACAACUACAAAACGGUCCUAAAGAUCCCAGAAUUGCGGUCCUUAAACUGCAGCCUCUGGCUCUGCAAACAUACACCACUAAAUUUGAGAAGAGAAUGGUUUUAUAAAGAUAUUUUGCACUAAUAAUGCAAUAUUUGUAUCAAAAGGGUCAGGACAACUAAACAUUUCUUUAUCAACAUUUUGCCCUACCUGUAAGGAGAGCUGCGCGAUUAAUCAGAUUUAAUCAUGAGUUUGGACCAACAUCUGAACUCUGCUUACCUUUUCACUUGAAAAGAACUAAUAAGAUCCACAUUUUAUGUCUUCUAUAGAUUAUGACUAGAUUUUUUUUCUGUCUCUACAGCCCCAGAAAAUAGGAAAGGUGUAAAAAUAGACUGUGUUAUUAGAGGCUGUGAGUGUAAAUAUGUGCUUUAGAGCAGGUCCUUGUCCUGUGUCCUGAAUGUGUUUAGCUCUACAGAGUGUGUCUAUAAAAACUGCUCAGAGCCAUAACUCACAGAGACAGGAACUCUCUCUCUCUCUCUCUCGCUCUCGCGCUCUCCCGUCUCUUUCUUUUUUCGCUUAACGUGUUGUGUUUUAUCAGCUGAAUGUUUGGGCUCUGGUCCAUGAACUACCAGGCCAAAAGAGAACAGUGAUAUGCUGGAUAAAGAGGGCUCUUCAUUUACUCUGUGAUUGGUUUGACAGGUUGCUUUUUUUGACACAGUAUAUUUCCUGAUGAAUCCUUGCUUUGAUUUAUCUGACUGCUCUGUGGAUUCAACAUGUCUGCCAAUCCGUGGUUUCCUCAGCUCCUCAAGUCUCACCGGAUGUUUGACUCACAAUGCUCCUAUUGUACGAGUUAACUCGAGACUGGAAGUCUUCCUUCAAGCUGAGCUUCUUCACUUCACUUGAUGCUUGGUUUUAGAGUUUACUCAGUUAUAGAAAUGCUGAAAUAGCAAGAACAAAGUCUGAGGAGUUGUAAAUGCCUGAAAAGAGAAAAGAUGAUCGAGUUAAAAGCUGUAAAAUAAACUUAAGUGAGGAUCCAGAGUUCAGAUUGUUUUUAUCUUCUUCUAAGGGCAAUCAUUAUAGUUUUAUUUACAACGCAACAUGUUGAAGUUUUGUAGUAGCUGUAUUUCUUCUUUGUUGGUCCUUUAGGUGUUGAAAUGAGGAAAAUCACAGACUCCCACACCCCAUCGAGCCGCACAGUCAACACCACCCUCUACUACAUCCUGUCCUCCACCACGGCUCCUCUGCUGGAUCGACGGCUAGGCAGCGAUGAACGUGCUCGACUGGAGUCCAGCCUCAACUACGCCGACCACUGCUUCAGCGGCCACGCCACCAUGCACGCAGAGAACCUGUGGCCCGAGCGGGUCAGCAACGCAGCUCAGAUCCUGCAGCUGGUCACGCUGUGGACUCUGACCCUGCAGAAGAGAGGCUGCAAGGUGCUGGUGGCGGCAGGAGCUCAUGGGGCCAUGCAGGGCAUGGUGCUCAGCUUCGGAGGCCUCCAGUUCACAGAGAACCACCUCCAGUUCCAGGCCGACCCGGAUGUGCUGCACAACAGCUACGCCCUGAGAGGGAUCCACUACAACCAGGACCUGAUCAACCUGGCCGUGCUGCUAGACGUGGAGGGGAAGCCGUUUCUGCACGUGUCGGUGAAGCCUCAGGAGACACCGGUGAAGCUGUACGCCUGCGAGGCCGGCUGCCUCAACGAGCCCGUGGAGCUGACGUCAGAGAUCAAAGGUCACACCUUCCCUGUCAUGGUGACACAGCCAAUCACACCACUGCUCUACAUCUCCACAGACCUGCGCCACUUGCAGGACCUCCGCCACACCCUGCAUCUCAAGGCCAUCCUGGCGCACGAGGAGCACAUGGCCAACAGGUACCCGGGUCUGCCCUUCCUCUUCUGGUUCAGCGUGGCCUCGCUCAUCACCCUCUUCCACCUUUUCCUCUUCAAGCUCAUUUACAACGAGUACUGUGGCCCCGGAGCCAAGCCCCUCUUCAGGAGCAAGGUAUAAAACCAGCGUCAUGAAACUGGAGACAGAAAAACUGCAAACUGUUUUUUUUUUUUUGUUGUUUUUUUUUACUUGUGUGUGUGUGCGUGUGUGUGUGUGGUGGCAAAGAUUUCUCUCUAUCGGCGCUCUCUCUGUGGGUCGGUUUCUCACUUUCAGCUUUCACCUUCUCUGUGAGCGAACUUUAUUUCCCCAUCUCACUUGGUACAUGAUUGGAGUGGGUUUGCACAAAGAGGUGGUCCUGCAGGUUUGAAGGAGUUGAUAAGUUUUUACUGCAGCUGUUUCCUCGGAGAGACUGUGAGCAGCCAAACAUCCGAUCACGAUUCCAAGCACCAGUCGAGUCGUAGCCUUAAUUUAACAAGAAAAAGUUCAACUUUUCACCAUCUGAUCUCUGGGUUAGACCCCCCGUCAUCUCAGCUGUUGAAUGUGAUAAAUCUGUUGAUUGGGAUUGAAGAAAAAGAAGCACAAGUGUUCGAGUCUCCUCUGAAAUUAAGACACUGUCGUCUGUUAUUUCUCUGCAUGCACAUGGUUCUUGAUUUGCAUUUUUAAAGGACCUUAAAGUGAUUCUUCAUUUACAACAAGUCACUUUUUUAGCCAAGGAGUUAUCAGUUUCAUCCACCUCCUCAUGGUGUGGAAGUCAGGUGUCCUUACAGAUGAAAACUUUGUUCAUGUUUGCUUCAAAGCGAGGUGCAGCUUCAGCUCCAUACGUGCUUACAGAGGUCUGCUGUGUCUGCAGCCAGGUCUGUCUCUAAAUAUCAAUCGCAUCAGGCAUAAAGACCGUCUUCAGCACCCAAAGACAUAGCACACAUGAGCGAUCAUCCUCCAUUUAUUCUGAGAUUUAUCCUUAAACACCUCUUCUGCUCCAACGUCAGACUGUUCAGGAAGAGAAAACAAACAAAAGCAGGCAAGAAAAUGACAAACUGUCACUGCUCACGAAGCUAUAACAGCUCUAAAGUGUUAUUUUCCAAGGUUUCUGAAUCUUAGUUUGUCAUUUAGCAAGGAAAGAAAGUCAGAGACCUUCAAUCUGCCUGGAUAAAAGGACUCUCACAUCAUGUUCUCUCAUCACAUUAAAGUUAGAUGAAUGUAAUUUGUUGUAUCUGAAGCACAUCAUUAUUGAGGUCCUUUAAGAUGAUCCCAGUAAAUAAGAAAAAAAGCCAUCUCCAUGUUUUGCAUCAGUUUUACACUGAGAAGCUGGUUUACUCGCCUGCUGAUUAAGAGGGUUUUAUAGAUUUUUAGGUCCAAAACGACUGAAAAUGUGGGCAGUGUGGGGGUGUGAGUGGCAUUUUAAGUCGACAGGCUGAGCAGACAAAUAAUUACAAAGAAGUAUUCAAAAACAAAAUUGGCUUCCUGGUUUUUAUUAUUGGUGCAUCUCUAAUCACAACAUGGUUUAUUAGAUAUUAUAUAUUUGCAGGUGUGAUUAGUUAUUUUCUCAGUGUCCCAGUAAACAGAUCCAACACAACAAUCAGACAGCCUGUUUAAAAAAAUAUAAAAAAUGUGAGUUUGAGAAACUUUUAAAGCUCGUAGGCCCAACACUAAGAGUCAAAGUUGAGCACAAACGUCUCCUGAGUGAUACUGAAGAUGUUCUCACUCUGAGUUUGUCCCCUUAUUUUUAUUUAUUGAGCUUUGUUUCAAUCUUUUCUGAUUGUUCAUGAAAUGAAAGGUUAAAAAAAAAGUUACUAAAGAGGGGGAUUAGAUUAUCCUGGAUAAACUUAAAGUAAAACCAUCCUUCGACUGAGAGAAAUUAACUUAUUAAAAGACUAACUGAAGUGUGAGGUGGUGCUGGGAGAGUGUUUUAUCUGCAGUCAUGUCAAAGAAAGACACAGCGAUACUGACAUGUUGGACUGUUUUUGAAGGAGGUGCUGCAGGUACAGCGUUCGUCUCUGAUGAUCAGCAUGGACUCUCUGCUCACUCUUUAUCUCCUCCUCUUUUCUCCUGCGUUUUGAUGAUGUUUUUUAUUAAAUCACAAGAUUAAAUUAACAAAUCUCUGGGUUGGCUGUGGCUCUUCACUCUCAGCAUGCCUGUGUGUGUUUCUGUCUCUCCUGGGGGGCCAAAAGGGCAGUGGAUUGGCGGGAGCAGUGGUAUGGUUGUGGGGCGGGGUGGGGGGGGUCGGAUUUCCCAGCUGUUCUAACCCUCCGCUCUGACUCCACCAGGUCGCCAGCAAACGUGAAGACGGCUGCUGCGACAUCAAGAAUGCUGCUUGAGCUCUGUGCGCACGUUCAACAUGUGGUAGUGGUCCUGCUUGAGCUUUGGCAGCAUGAGAGACUUUUUGGGGGGUUGAUGAGGUUCUUGUGCAGAGAAAACACCCACAAACCAGCUGUGAACAGAUGACAAAGUUAAAACAGGGCGUCCACAUCACAUUCAAACCAAAGAGGGCUCUGACUAGUGUUUAUUUUCUUGGAUGUGAAUAUUUUUGUCAUGUAAUGAUUAUAGAUCCGUUUGAUAAAUAUGAUGAUCAGUAAACGUUAAUAAGACUUAAAGUCAAAAUCCCAAACAUGAAGUCAAAUCACCUGCAAGAACAAGAGUAAGUAAACUUUAUGACAUUUUUUUCAUUUGUUUUUUUCUUUUGCAUUAAAGCUCCUGUGAGAAACUUUAGGUUUGUGUUGAAAUUGGCGCCCCCCAAUGGACAAAGUAGUAUCUCUUCUAUUUUCUAUUUUUGUCAACAUUUUAAGAAGAGGUGAACUGUGUGCUACAUCCUUAAUACAUCAGUCCUCAUAGAUCAUUUAAAAAACUGACCAGCUCUGAUUAGUUAUUUUGUUUUGUACAUAUAUAAUUUCUGUUAAAUGUAAAUAAACGGAGCUUCCACUUGCCACCUACCCUACAGCAGCGCUUUUAGAUUUAAAAAAAAAUCACAAAAAAAGUUUGAGUCGUAUCACUCAUGGGCUAGUUUGCUUUUGUAGCUCAUAAAAAAGGUAUUUGUAUUAUUAGUUCUGUUGUAGGAGAAGUUCAAAACUCCUCACAGCGACUUUAAAAAGAGUUCUUUAAUAAUAUUUGUGCCUGUCUCUUAAAGCUCCUGUGAGGAGUUAUUAAUAGGUUACAAAACAGACUGUAUAUAUUAUAAGUGACACCUUAAUAUGACCUGCAAAAACAAAGAGUAAACUUUUCUUAUGUAAUUUUUUAAUUCCUAAAAACACUGCACGUAGGAGUAGGAGUCAGAUGUGUUGAUUUCCACAUGAUGUUCUUUUCCCAAGAACAUAUCCAGAAUGAGUGAUACAUCUGACUGUUAAAGAAAGCUGUCUUUGUCUGAAAGCACAAUUUAUUCAUAAACAAGAUCAGACAGGAUGCAAGAGGGAUCACUGACCAUGCAAACAGAAAGUUCCUCACAGGUGCUUCAAGGAAUCCCGUUUUCAGCUGUUAGAACAAGUAUGCUUUGAGCGUUUUUACAUGAUUAAGAUUUGCAGAUUCUUUCUUUGGUCUAAUGUUUGAUCUUCAGUUUAAGGAGGCACCUUUUGAAUCCCUGAUCCUGCAGCAGGUUUGACAGUCUCAUAUGUGCAAAACUAAACUGGCCUCAGCUCGAUGAAUUUAUCUACUUAUCAAAGUGAACUGACCACCAUUUUUAUGGGUGCACCACUGAUUUAGCACCCUUAGAAAGUAUUUCAGAGAAAAAGGGACAGGAUGUGGAAAAAUCAAGGAUAUCUCUUUGAUUUAUCAAAUGUGAAGGUGUUUUCACAUACUCAGAUUCAUACAUGACUGAUUUCAGAUUUACUGCAUCAGAGCACAAAUCUACUGACAAAUCUGUGAUUUAAAAGAAAAAGCAAAAGGUGAAUCAGGUUUUCAGUUUAUCUUUGUUGUCAUGAGGGUUUUGUUUGCUGAAUGUAGAAGGAAGACUUUUAUGGAAAAUUCACCUUGUGUCUGAAAAUAAGAUCAUCUUACUCUUAAUGGGGACUACACUAGAGAACAGGGAAACUUAGCAAUCAUACAGAGGGUGGGAUAAUUUUCUGAUGAGUCCAACACCUCUAAAAUCUUUUCUGCGGCUCUUUCAUUUUCUUACCUCUGCAGAAGGUACCACCUACUCUGAAGAGAUGCUGUGGUAACAUGAGAGAAAAGAUUUUAAUGCUGGGUGCUCAGAUGAACACGCAGAAGUGUUCUCAAGUGGUCUCCUUCGCUUUGAGUCACACAAGGCUGCAGACUUGUUUAUGUGAGAAGUAAGCACCUAAAGCCAGAGACUUCAAAAGAACAAGAUUGCCUAGGAUAGCAGUGAAUGGUCAGUGUGGUCCGCUGAAAGUACCGGGAAGUACCUUUAGCCCAGGAACUGCUUUUUCGAGCGAUAACAGGUUUCUUCAGCCUGUUGGAGUCUGGAGUAAAACAUCUUAAAAGCAGUCCUUAAGUAUUGGUAUUCAUUCUAUCUCUGACAGAGUGAUUUCUCUGAAUAAAUCUCAACGUUCAGUGAGAAUUAGUCUGACUUUAUCAAAGAGAAAUUACUGGUAAAAACCGCCUCAAUAAUCUUUAAUCUCUCUCUGUUGGCUUCAUAGUUCCUAAACCUCUCCUCUCACGGAUCAGUGACUUCAUUUCGCAGCAGCUCUUAGACAAACACUUGGCUGGAUCUGAAAAUUGUGUUUCUUUAAAAAUGGAGAUGUGUGUAUGUUUACCUGUUGACUCUUUUGUGUUGGUUUUCUCUGAUCUCUUUAUUUUCUGUGAACUGCUGAGUGCCUUAAUGAAGAAAAGAGUUAAUUUAUUUCGCUUUGCUCUCUGAUCUGGUUGUUCUUGAAUGGUUUGUGAUCAUGACUGGUUUGAUUUAGUCUUUGAUCGGGGGAACAAAUUACAGAGUUAUUAAAAGAAGAUGUGUCAAUAAAGUAAGUAAAAAUUCAGAAGAGAAACUUGUUUUUCUUUGUGAGUAAAGUUUCUGUGAACUUUCUGCAGAUAUGGUUGUCGUAUUGGCUCCAGAAAUACUAGUCACUAAAAUAUUUUCAUUAUUGUAGACCUGAAAUGGUGAAUAACCUGAACCUCUUCACUAACCUGGAGCAGCAGCAACAAUUAAUGGCUACUACUGUAAUA
Molecule: messenger RNA, 9295 nt
Organism: Xyrichtys novacula (pearly razorfish)
Lineage: Eukaryota; Metazoa; Chordata; Actinopteri; Labriformes; Labridae
Source: the annotation of a GenBank genome assembly